AUGGAACCGGAGGAUAAAGGAGUGGAUGUAGAUCACGCACGCACGCGCGGGUACACCGUCCAUGUUGUCGGAAUCGCAUUCCCCGUCCUCCCGCUCGAUCGGCCUCCUCUUUAUCUUGAGCUCCUCUCCCGCACCUCCUUUCUUCCCCAACACAACACAGGGACACACACAAGGUCCUUCCUCGUGAAGCAGAGCUCGCUCAAGCUCAACAACGAGGAGCUCCUUCCUUGUCGCCUCGCCUCGACUCGCACAGUCCCAGGCCGCUUUCUGCUCUGCUGCCACGCCAUGACCGGAGACAUCUUCCGGCGCAUCGUCGGCAAAGAUGAAGAAGAACAUGACGAUGAGCUUCCCGACGAGGAGCCGGCGUUUUUGCCGGUUGAACGACCUCACCAUGCGCCUGCAUGCAUGCACGGCUCUUCCUCGACAGGUAGUACCUGCUCGUGCCUUGAUGAGGUCGUUCAACCAGCAAAACGGCGGCGGUCGUCGGCGACGGCGGGUCCCGGCGGUGCCUAAGGCGGUCCGUCUUGAGGCACUCGUCAGUGACGACCACGCUGUUGUAAGCAUAUCUCUUGAAGCAGCUGCCAGCCGGCACCAGCGGCGGCGACCCCAAUACUCUGCGGCGACCCCGAUACUCUGCGAAGCUCCUUGCCUUCACCUCGAGGGCGCGGACGCGGGACGGAGCGCCUCUCUCCACGGUGUCGCGUGGGGCGGCGGCGGCUGCCGGAGCUAGCGUCGUUGCUCCGGCUCGAAACAUGCGGCCGCCAUGGCCCGGAGAUGAUAUGAUAUUCGAGCCUAUUGUUUUCUAUAUUUUGAAUUUCCUGAGGAACGGCUGCAUCCAUGGCGUUGACUCUUUCUAUCUUGUCUCAUAAAGCAGACACCAAUGAUUUGCUCUAGUUUGAACCUAUUCUUCUCUAUAUUUCGAAUUCCCUCAGGAAUGGAUACAAAUCUUGCAACGAUUCAUGGCUUUGACUCUUUCUUUCUUGUCUAUUGUUCUCUAUGUUUUGAA
This is a messenger RNA of Triticum aestivum (bread wheat), 1006 nucleotides long. RefSeq lists its product as uncharacterized. Bases 1 to 513 code for a protein of 170 amino acids. The record is from RefSeq and is a predicted model, not a curated record. NCBI's taxonomy places the organism in Eukaryota, Viridiplantae, Streptophyta, Magnoliopsida, Poales, Poaceae. The transcript is spliced from 2 exons.